UUUUGUGUAAUAUAAAUGAAUCUCAUUUAAAGUUUGAGAUGGUUUUUUAAAACAGAUGUGUUAAGUUCGAGUGAAUUGUCUGAAAACAUGGAAUCUUAUAAUACUCGUUCAAUAGUAGUGGAUUAUAUCAAACAUCGAGUAGCGAAGGAAGGUUUUCAGUGGGAAAAUGAUGGGCGACAAAGUAGUGUUACUCCCAAUGUUGUCCAAGCGGCAAUGCGUAGUCUUGGUGAUGAAUUUGAGGAACGAUUUAGAAAUAGAUUCAAUGAUUUGAUUGAACAGCUUAAUAUUACUGAUAACAACGCUUAUGAUACUUUUAAAAUAAUAGUUGAUGAAACCUUCUCUGAUGGUGUUAACUGGGGCAGGAUUGUGGCGCUUUUAGGCUUCGCUGGAUGCUUUGUGGUAUAUUGUUUCGUACAUAAUAAAAGCCAUUUGGCGGAUAAUGUUGUUGAAUGGGCUACCUCAUAUAUCGACACUAACUUACAAGAAUGGUUGACGUCUAAUGAUAAAUGGCAAGGUCUGUUUGAGUUUUAUUCACGCCGCACUGAAAGUCAGAGACAUAGGCCAUCUUUUAAAACAUUAAUUAAAUGGUCUGUGGCAGGACUUGGUGCAAUCACACUGGGAGCCUUUCUUGCACAAAAAAUAAAAAAUUCAUUAAACAUUUUAUGGUGUUUUUUUUUCUUCUCUUCCGUCCUCCCCGUACCCAUCACCACCCUUGUGUCGGAUGUUGCGGGGAUGACACACAUCUCUAGCCGAGAGCGUCAAAUACUAGCAGCCUUCCCCGGCUAUUUCAGGGAAGAUGUAGAAGAAGAAAACAGAAAAUUAGAGGCUGCCACUAUACAACCUAUUAUACACGUUGACUACCACGGCUGUUGUGAAUCAACGACAGAAUACGAGCAGUACACCACAGCGAAAGAUCUGUUCGGCAAGGACGUAACGCUGGUGCAGUUGAACUCACGCAAGCAAGUCUUCCUUAAAGAGACAUGCAAACAAGCAGAAAACUGCAACUCUUGCGGCUGCCAAUGUCGUCUCGCCAUGCAGGUCUUCAGCGCUGUCGUCUGCACCAAGGCCAACUGCACCAACCCUGGGCUGGACGGCAUGAAGGUGACCCACAUCCAGGUGCCCAGUUUCUGCAGGUGCUACAACAACGCACCGGCCGCCACAUCGACUACAAGAGGGAGGGGGCCCAGGACAGCGUUUGAGAACAGCCGGCUGUUUGUGUCUGGGGAAUUGUCUAAAGAUGAGUUGUAGAACAGCCGGUUGUUUGUGUCUGGGGAAUUGUCUAAAGAUGAGUUGUA
Molecule: messenger RNA, 1295 nt
Organism: Physella acuta
Lineage: Eukaryota; Metazoa; Mollusca; Gastropoda; Physidae
Biological process (GO): intrinsic apoptotic signaling pathway in response to DNA damage; regulation of apoptotic process; release of cytochrome c from mitochondria
Cellular component (GO): mitochondrial outer membrane
Molecular function (GO): BH domain binding
Source: RefSeq, a predicted model, not a curated record